GCUAAGAAUAAGGAAACUGGUGCUUUAGCGGCUGCCAAAGUCAUUGAAACAAAGAGCGAAGAUGAACUGGAGGAUUACAUGGUGGAGAUUGAAAUACUGGCAACCUGCGAUCACCGGCACAUCGUCAAGCUGCUGGGAGCGUUUUAUUGGGAUGGCAAGCUCUGGAUCAUGAUUGAGUUCUGCCCAGGCGGGGCGGUGGAUGCCACCAUGCUGGAGCUGGACCGAGGCCUGACCGAACCUCAGAUUCAAGUGAUUUGCCGCCAGAUGUUGGAAGCCCUCCAUUACCUCCACAGUAAAAAGAUCAUCCACCGUGACCUGAAGGCAGGCAAUGUGCUCCUCACCCAGGAUGGGAACAUCAAGCUUGCUGACUUUGGGGUGUCUGCCAAAAACAUGAAAACCUUGCAGAAGCGAGACUCCUUCAUUGGGACCCCUUACUGGAUGGCCCCGGAGGUGGUGAUGUGUGAGACCAUGAAGGAUACUCCAUAUGACUACAAGGCGGACAUCUGGUCCCUGGGAAUCACGCUGAUCGAAAUGGCCCAGAUUGAGCCACCCCAUCAUGAGCUCAACCCCAUGAGAGUCCUGCUGAAGAUUGCCAAGUCUGACCCCCCCACACUCAGCUGCCCUUCCAAAUGGUCCCUGGAGUUCAGAGACUUCCUGAAGACAGCGCUGGACAAGAACCCGGAGACCCGGCCCAGUGCUGCCCAGCUGCUGGAGCAUCCCUUCGUCAGCAAGGUGACCAGCAACCGGGCCCUGCGCGAGCUAGUGGCUGAGGCCAAGGCUGAGGUGAUGGAAGAGAUCGAGGACAGUCGGGAUGAAGUGGAAGACGAUGACUCAUCGGAGUCUGCCUCGCCCCUGGGUAAGCACAAGCGGGACCCCUCUGAGGCGAGUCAGAUGAGUUUUGAUGGGGAGAAGCCUCCAGACUCUUCCUUGCCCAAGGCAGUGAAUGGGCCUGUGGGGACUGGCAAGGACACCACAGAUGGACAGUGCGAUAAAGUCUCAGAUGAAGGGAUAAGCAGUGACAAUGACAAACUGGAGAGCAACCACUCCACAAAAACCCUUGCCAGCUCUGCCACCUCGGCCACCCAGGGCCAGCCAGACAUUAUCUCGCAGCCUGGACGGCUGGGUAACUCAACAGAGGGGGGCAAGCAGCCUGCACCAGGCAGGAAGGAGCGGAAGAGCAUCGGGGAGCGACCAGAGAGCAGCCACCUGGAGAACUUCACAGAGGAGAAGCUUGCCAACGGGAGCUUGGAUCCACCAGCUCUGUUUUCCAGCCGUCAGUCCAAAGAGGGUUCAGAUUCUGGCAGCACUUCAGCCUCUGAAAGCAUGGACCUGACCAUCUCCCUGUCUGCUGACCUGACCCUCAACAGAGAGAGUGGCUCCAUCUCCCUGAAGGAUUCACAGAUGCACAAGAAGACACUGAAACGCACCCGCAAGUUUGUGGUGGAUGGAGUAGAAGUGAGCGUCACCACGUCGAAGAUCAUUAGCGAGGAUGAGAAGAAGGAUGAAGAGAUGAGAUUUCUCAGACGCCAGGAGCUGCGGGAGCUGCGUCUCCUCCAGAAGGAGGAGCACCGAAACCAGGCCCAGCUCAACAGCAAACACCAGCUGCAGCUGGAGCAGAUGCUCAGGCGCUUUGAGCAAGAAAUGACGUCAAAGAAAAAGUUCUAUGACACCGAACUGGAAAACCUUGAACGGCAGCAGAAGCAGCAGAUUGAGAAGAUGGAACAAGAUCACUCGCUGCGCCGGCGGGAGGAGGCCAAGCGCAUUCGCCUGGAGCAGGAGCGGGACCAUGUCAAAUUCUUGGAGCAGCUGAAGCAGAUGAAGAAGGAGGUCAAGAACGAGGUUGAAAAACUGCCACGGCAGCAGCGCAAAGGGAACAUGAAGGCGAGGAUGGAUGACUUUGCCCAGAAAAAACAAACCAUGGAACAGGAGUUUUUGGCCAAGCAGAAGGAGGACCUGGAACUAGCCAUGAAGAAUAUAACUGCCCAGAACAAAAGAGAGAUCUGUGACAAGGAACGCGAGUGCCUGAAUAAAAAGCAGCAGCUCAUGAGAGACCGGGAGGCGUGCAUCUGGGAUCUCGAAGAGCAUCAGCAACAGGAGAAACACCAGCUUGUCAAGCAGCAGCUAAAGGACCAGUAUUUCCUCCAGAGGCAUGAGUUGCUGCGGAAGCAUGAGAAGGAAAGGGAGCAAAUGCAGCGAUACAACCAGCGCAUGUUAGAGCAGCUGAAAAUUCGGCAGCAGCAGGAGAAAGCUCGGCUCCCCAAAAUCCAGCGGAGUGAAGGGAAGACACGCAUGGCCAUGUAUAAGAAGAGCCUUCACAUCCACUCUAGCGGGAGUGCAUCUGAGCAGCGGGAAAAGAUAAAACAGGAGACGCAGAUGAAGGACAUGCAGGCCCAGUGCGAGAGCAACACGAAUGAGCUCCAGCAGCUGCAGAAUGAAAAGUGUCACCUCUUGAUUGAGCACGAAACCCAGAAGCUUAAGUCCCUGGAUGAGAACCACAACCAGCACAUGAAGGAGUGGCGAGACAAGCUGAGGCCACGAAAGAAGGCCCUGGAGGACGAGCUGAACCAAAAGAAGCGUGAGCAGGAGAUGUUCUUCAAGCUGAGUGAGGAGGCAGAAGGGCAGACGCCAGCAUCCCCAAUGAAACAUGCCAAGUUCGUCCCAUUCAGCUCUACAGAGAGCUCGUAA
This is a messenger RNA of Leptosomus discolor (cuckoo roller), 2685 nucleotides long. NCBI's taxonomy places the organism in Eukaryota, Metazoa, Chordata, Aves, Leptosomiformes, Leptosomidae. The record is from RefSeq and is a predicted model, not a curated record.